Molecule: messenger RNA, 1841 nt
Organism: Paramacrobiotus metropolitanus
Lineage: Eukaryota; Metazoa; Tardigrada; Eutardigrada; Parachela; Macrobiotidae
Product: geranylgeranyl transferase type-2 subunit alpha-like
Biological process (GO): protein geranylgeranylation
Cellular component (GO): cytoplasm; Rab-protein geranylgeranyltransferase complex
Molecular function (GO): Rab geranylgeranyltransferase activity
Source: RefSeq, a predicted model, not a curated record
UUCCGUGUUUCAUUUAUUUUGAUUUGAUGUUUGAAAGUUUUUAAAAGUGCAUUCAGAAACAAGAAGUUUGUAUUAGCGGUUUAAUAUUCCGGUGUUUUAGUACUCUAAAAUUCUGCGUUGGUUAAAUAUUUGAGCUCUGAGAUACAAGUAUAGUAACAUUUAAAGUGGAAUCCAUCUGAGUGGCAGCUUGCGUUGCUGCAGCUGGUUGUCUGUAAAAGCUAAACGUGAAAACUGAAAGGUUCGUCCUGUCGCUAAAAUGCAUGGCCGUUUGAAAAUCCGUACUCCUGAAGAACAGCAAGAAGCCAUCCGAAAAGAGAAGGAGAAGAAGUUGGCUGUUUUCAAAGCAUCGUUCUCCAGCAUUGUGACGAAGCGCGCAGAAGGUGAUUCAACGAUCGAAACCCUCCGCGACACGGAGAUUCUUCUGACGCGCGUCCCAGAUAUCUAUACCUUAUGGAAUUACCGCCGCGAAAUCCUGCAGAAGCACUUUGAAAAAAGUGAAUCGGACGCGGAGAUUGACGGCAUCUGCGAGUACGAUCUAUCCUUCACGGAGAGCUGCCUGCGUCAGGAUCCGAAGUCCUACAGCACCUGGCACCACCGCCGCUGGAUCCUGCAGCACAAAAAGCACCCCCGCUGGCCCAGCGAACUGACCCUAUGCAACCACGCCCUGCAGCUGGACGAGCGCAACUUCCACGUGUGGAACCAUCGCCGCUUCGUCGUGCAGCACGGCAACAUCCCGCUGGAGGAGGAGCUGGCUUAUUCCACCGAGCUGAUCAAGCGCAACUUCUCCAAUUACUCCGCCUGGCACUACCGCACCGUCCUCCUCCCGCAGCUCAUCCCGAGCGCCUGGAAGCGCAAUCCGCGAAGAUUACAACUGGUGCGCAACGCUAUCUUCACCGAUCCCCAGGAUCAGGCGGCGUGGUUUUACUGUGGAUUUCUUCUGGAGGCCAUGCGUCGCGGCGGGUACGAGGAGAUGAUUGAGAAACUGCUGGGGAUUAUGCGGGAGCUGCGGGAGGAUGAGGAUGAGCCGGAUAGUGAGUGGGUGCUGCAUGGCAGUGUGCGGCUGCUGCUGGAUAGUGGCCGGGUGUUGAGCACGGAGGACCGGGAGUUUAUUGGCACAGCGCUGGAGAAACUGGUCAGUUUGGAUCCGUUGAGGAAGGGGUAUUAUGCGGCGCUGGAGGAGCGGCUGAAGUCAGCGUGAGCGUGCAUUGGUGUUGAUAUUUUUCAAGGCUUUUUGUACGUAGUAAUGACAAAUGCUUAAAAUUAUUGCGGUUUUUUAUGGAUGAUGAAUGAUAUACGUAAUUUAUCCAGUCGCAUUUCCUCGUUAAUUGUUCACUUCAAGUUCACAUGGUCAUUCUUGUGCCCUUAUUUAAACUGUUGAUUGUUAAGAUUUGGAAUGUUGGUAUUUUAAUGAAACGUUAUUCAUACAAAUUACUCUGAAAAGAUCGUUUGUUUCUUUGACGCUGCUACUGCUGGAAAAUUAUCGAAAGCAGUCGUCGUAAUUGCGCUUUACAGCGAUAUAUUUCUUAUUUGUAGACCUGUCGUAGUAGCACAUACAGUCCUUGAAAAUUAUUCCGGUUCUGUAUGGACGGUGAAUAUUACUGUAAUCAACUGAUCUAUCCACUAUCCAGUCCUGUUUUCUGUCUAAAUGGUGUGCUACGAAUAGUCACUAUUGUAUCCAACUGUUGUUUUUUGUAAGCAGUUGUUGAGAUUUUGAUUAAGUUCUAAUGUUCUAUGAUUGUAAUUUAGCACGAGAUAUGAAGAUCGUUUCUGUUUUACUUUUGUUGCCAACUUGCCAUUACAUCAGCCAUUAAUUUUAAAUUCAAAAAAUGCGAAUACAUUAG